Messenger RNA from Aspergillus glaucus CBS 516.65, 1011 nucleotides. RefSeq lists its product as uncharacterized. The transcript is spliced from 2 exons. The annotation marks the transcript as partial. NCBI's taxonomy places the organism in Eukaryota, Fungi, Ascomycota, Eurotiomycetes, Eurotiales, Aspergillaceae. The record is from RefSeq and is a predicted model, not a curated record.
GUUAGAUUUGGUAUUGGAAUUCAUGAUAACAACAGACCACAAUUUGCAUCCAGUAUCCUGCUUCUUGUUAUUGCUCUUGCGCAUGGGGCUCUCUUUGGCAUCGAUUCACUGGAUGACUUGGCUCAAUUUGACCUUCAUGAUGGGCUGACUACUGAACUUCUGCUACACUGGAAGACAAAUGCUCUGAACAAACCAGUGUUUAGAAAUGUCACCGCCAAAGGCCCACAGGAGGUUCCCCUCAACAAAGAGAGGUUUUGCUCCUUCCUCUGUUCACUUUUUAUUGCAGCUGGCUAUUCCAAGAAUGCUACAAUCCAUGAUAUCAGUCGGGAGCUGGGCAAGAAUAUUGAAGCAAGACAUGGCUCCGCACCCAUGUCCCAAAUAUACACUCAUCAGUCUGAGUCAACCUACCUGGAACACUACCAGGCACACUGUUCAUCAAUCAACACCGCCAGUGACGUUCUGGAUGAGGAGGAAGAGAUGUAUCACAUAGCCUACUUCCAGGGCUACAGACAAUUCCAGGCAAUUGGGUUUCCCUCUGAGCUACCUGCUGAGAUGAAAGAAGCCAUUUUAGAAAGACCUGAGCUCAUCAAAGCCAGAAAUCGCAUCCAGGAACUAGUCACCAAAGCAGAUUUUGCAGCUGCUGGGUUUGAGAAACAUGAAUAUAGGAAGCUGCACACUCGCAUUCAACUCUCCAAGCUGUAUUGCUACCAAGCUGAGUGGUUUCAAGAAAGCAGAGAUCGGCGAGUCCUCAACCAAGGAAGGAAUGACCCGGAAUUCCCAGAGAGCAACACGUGCAUGCAUGCUCUGGCCCUUAUCAUACCUGAAUUAGAACGCUUAGCAGCGACUCUGUCUUCCACAGAGCCACUCUCCUUUGAUGAAAGACUGCUCUUUGCGGAACAAUUGUUGACACAAUGCCGUCGUGAUUAUGAUGUUAUCUAUCUCCCCAACGAAGCACCGGCCGACGACGGGCGAUGCCCCGUAGAUGAUUGCCGGGCGGACAUUCAGAAGUGA